CUGAGCUGCUCUAUACCAGUCAUUCUUUUGAAAUAAGUCACAUUCGUUUAGAAGCUCAUCAUUGCGUACUGUUGCUACCUCCACCAUGCGCUCCUUUCUUCUCGUCGCGACCCCAUUUCUUUUAUCAAUCGCAUCCAACGUAGCCGGCCUUGCCAUUCGACAGGCCAACAGCUCAGGAACAUGUACUACCAACCAACGCAAAGCAUGGCAGAACUUGUCCGACGACGAGAAGGCGGCGUACAUUGACGCGGAGCUCUGCUUGAUGGGCUCGCCUCCGCAGCUCUUCGACUGGGCAAAGAAUCGCUGGGACGAAGUGGUCUAUGGCCACGUCGUCCAGUCGAAUGUCAUCCAUGAUGUAGGCGCAUUCCUGCCGUGGCACCGGCUUUAUAUGCGUGCCCAUGAGUAUCUGCUGCAGACGGAGUGUAACUAUACCGGCGCUCAACCAUACUGGGAAGAAUCGCUCGAUGUCGCCAACCUCGCCGGCUCCAUAGUCUUCGACCCCGACACCGGCUUCGGAGGAAACAGCAACGGCUCCUGCAUCACCGACGGCCCCUUCACCCAGCUCGAGCUCCACAUCACCCAGUCCACGAACUACGCCAACUACUGUCUCACGCGCGACUUCAACACAGACGGCUUCCAAGGCGCCACCCCCUCUAACGUCUCCUCAUGCUACAACAGCACCACGUACGAAGCAGCCUACACCUGCUACAAGUCCAGCCCGCACACCGCGGGCCACGCCGGCGUCGGCGGCACUAUGCUCGACGCCGUCGCCUCCCCCUCCGAUCCGCUGUUCUUCCUGCACCACACGAACCUCGAUCGACUGUGGUGGGAGUGGCAGCUCGCGAAUCUGACGGCCCGCUUGACGGAUAUGAGCGGGAGGAAUGUGCCGCGGCCGAGCUAUCUGGCGCAGAACAAUUUUACGUAUCCCGGACCGGAGAUAUUGGAUUAUGAUGGCGAUGAGGGGAACGUUACGACGCUGCAUCAUAACCUGUGGAUGGUGGGACUUAUUCCGAAUGCGACGAUUGGGGAGGUUAUGGAUUUGAGGGGGGAGCUGAUUUGUGCUGAGUACGUGUGAGGGGAGGCUUGUUCAUCUUCUGUGGGGGUUUGAUCUUAGUGCCGUGGAAGCAGUUCGUGUGAGUAGAAGAAUAUAUGGAUUUGGAUAGCUGGCGUACGGUGGGCGUGGCUCUGUGCAAGGAAGAGACGAGGCUGCCACGAUGCAUAUCGGAAGCAGAUCGAUCGGCGGCGUUCAUAGAUGCGCCGAAACAGGCAAGGAC
Molecule: messenger RNA, 1274 nt
Organism: Trematosphaeria pertusa
Lineage: Eukaryota; Fungi; Ascomycota; Dothideomycetes; Pleosporales; Trematosphaeriaceae
Product: amino acid transporter
Exons: 3
Coding region: 86-1075 (329 amino acids)
Molecular function (GO): oxidoreductase activity
Source: RefSeq, a predicted model, not a curated record